Molecule: messenger RNA, 1852 nt
Organism: Microbotryum saponariae
Lineage: Eukaryota; Fungi; Basidiomycota; Microbotryomycetes; Microbotryales; Microbotryaceae
Source: the annotation of a GenBank genome assembly
AUGUUUUCGUUCGACUUUGUAAGCCUUCGCCGUAGUUCCCCUUUCCCUUUCCCUACCCCAAGCCCCCCUAUUCUCCCCCCUCUCUUCAGGCUCGCCCUUCGCAACGGUGACCUCAUCCUAGCCGGAACUCCAGAGCUGACCCUCCCCACGCAUCUCUCAGGACAUCCCACAUGAUGAGCUCGAGCUCGAGGAUGAGGAACAACAAGAACUCGUCAGCUCGACACAGGAUCUGAGCAUCUCCGCGACUCCGGGAACGGCUGCACCAGCCUCAUCGCAAGUCGCUCCUUCGCUCAUCCCCUCGGCCAAAGUCGAGUUGCAAGACUUGGUACGUCAGAGCGAAUAUUAUCCUUUCCUUGUUUAUAUCCCAUCUAAUCUUUGUAGCCUUUCCUUCUUUCGGAGAACAGAUUGAGACCCUCCCCCCCAUCAUCUCCUACUCGCCCGUAAGGAUACCCCUAUCCCCGCCAAACCCUCCCACCUCCACCUCCACCUCCGUUUCCUCCGACUCGUUCACCGAAACGAUCCUGCUCAAACGGGACCUUUUCGACGCGCGUUUCCAGAUCCUUUCCGACCAUUCCCAAAAAGAUCGAGAUGAUGGAGAUGCGAAAGUCGAGCGUCGGAAGGAGGAUCGCUCGGUCGAAGUCGAGUCGAUCGAUCAGGAUUCGGAUUUGGUCAAGGGGGUUUAUGAGGGCGGUUUGAAGGUGUGGGAAUGUUCUUUGGAUUUGGUUAGGGUGUUGUUGAGGGAUGGAAGGGAAGGAGGGAGGUAUAGGGGAUGGAUGGGAAAGAGGGUUUUGGAGGUGAGUGAGGUGCAAAAAGUCGAAUUCGUGGGCUCGAGAGCUGAUGAAAGACGUCCUUUGAACAGCUGGGAUGUGGGACCGCCCUUCCGGCAUGCUACGCCUUUGCGCAAAUAUUGCAAGAGAUUCGAGAGGAACGAGAUGCCGAAAGACGGAAUGAGCAGGCGCAAGAAGCUCAAACUGCUGAAGGGAGAACCCAGGCCAAGAGGGAGAGGAAGAAGACGAGGUUGGAUCUCCAGGAUUAUAAUCGACAAGGUGCGGAUCUGGUCCAAAGGGUCUAUCCAUUUAUCACCGCGUUCCAUUCAUUAACUUAUCAGCUCACUUGUUUUGUUGAUGCAGUCCUCUCCCUAAUCACGCUCCCCAAUCUUCUCCUCGUUUACGCACACCAUCUCACGCUCACGGAUGGGGGUGAAGGGACCGAAGCGCAAGGGGUUCUGGUGCCGACGCGAAAGCUGAAGAAGAAGAAGAAGAAGAGCGACGAGGAAGAUACAAUUAAGGAAGAGGAUGAGGUGAAUGAAGAGGAUAGCGAGUCUUCUGAGGACGACGAUGAGGAGGACAGCGACGACGAUGACGAUAACGACAUCCGUGAAGAUGACGAAGCAGGAACGGACUUUGAUCCCACCGCAGACUGGCGACUCCACCCGGGCGAGAUCGAACUGUCCCCAGGCUUCCUCGAAUCUUUCACAACAUUAUUGGAGGACUACGGUAUCGAACUAGGGUUCUACGAAGGCGCAUGGGAAGGAUUCCGAUCCACCAGCAAUAUCCAAUCAACGUCGGAUCAGGAGUCGAGGGCAGAGGAAUUGGAAUACGACCUCGUCCUCGCCAGUGAAACGAUCUAUCAACCCGCUUCUUUGCCCUCCCAUAUCGACGUACUACAACGCUCGAAAGGAGAGCAGUUGAUUGCUUGCAAGAGGAUUUACUUUGGCGUCGGGGGUGGGGAGGUCGAAUUUGUGACUCAGGUCGAGGGGAGAGGGGGCAAGGUCGAGACGGUUUGGCCUGGGCAGGAGGCAGGCGAACAGAGGAUGGGGGUGGGGAGGACAGUUCUAAGGGUUGGGUGGUAG